Periophthalmus magnuspinnatus is the source of this 1364-nucleotide messenger RNA. It is a transcript of the gene selenom, whose product is annotated as selenoprotein M. The transcript has 6 exons. Lineage: Eukaryota; Metazoa; Chordata; Actinopteri; Gobiiformes; Gobiidae. Gene Ontology annotation, cellular component: endoplasmic reticulum lumen. Gene Ontology annotation, molecular function: oxidoreductase activity. The record is from RefSeq and is a predicted model, not a curated record.
UGACGUGGCACCGGGGCUCACAUCACUGCUCCGCGGCUUUCUGAGUGUUCUUCUACCGGCUCUCCUCUCAGCGGGGACACACGCGGAGCUGAAUUGAGAGAUGUGGCUGGUUCUCCUGCUCAGUCUCCUGCAGAGCACCGCGGCCUACGACGUGGACACGGAGAAGCUACAGGGACUGGCCAAAGCCCGGGUGGAGACGUGUGGAGGAUGACAGCUGAACAAGCUCAGAGAGGUGAAGGCCUUCGUGGUCCAGGACAUUCCUCUGUACCAUAACCUGGUGAUGAAGCACAUUCCUGGAGCUGACCCAGAACUCGUCCUACUGAACCACUACUUCGAGGAGCUGGACCGGAUCCCUCUAAGCGACAUGACACGCUCGGAGAUCAACGCUCUGCUGGGCAAACUGGGCUUCUAUAAAAAGGAGCAAUCGGACGACGAAGUACCAGAGGAGUUCAGGUUCUCACCUGCCAAAGACAGCCCCUUCCCCGACGAGCCCCCAUUCAAGUCAGCCGUGGCCUCCGAGCCCAAGGAGCCCGAGCACACCGACCUGUAGGGGGAGACACUGGUGGCCCUGGGUGAGGUGUGUCGUCCGCAGGGAGCGUCAAUGGGUCCCUGCAUCGUGUGGAGCACCCUGAGUCAGUCUGCCGUGUCCCGCUUGCCUCCGCCCACGCCCAAUGACGCCCCAGGCACAAAGCGCUGCAGGUCUGGGGCCGACACUCUGCUGGGGUGGGGCCAGCCGGGCACGCAGGGACUCGGGGCCCUGCAGAACAAUGGAUUCACUACAAUCUAACGACCUGUGAUUUAUUUGACUAUAACUCUUACUUAAAGGGGACCUGUUGUACAAAUUCUUUAGCUUUUAACCAUAGUUGUUUGUAUUAUAAAAACUUGUUAGCAUGUUGUUGACAAUUAUUUUCAAAUUGUGUUAGGACUGUUGCCAGCAAAGUGUAUAAGCAUAUUAAAGCCACAGUGUGUAACUUUUCAGUCGAAAUUAGACAAAAUUGUUUUGGUUUUUAUUUCAUUUUGGUUGUUUAUUGCACUGAAAAACUUGUGUCCUUACUGUGGGAUUUUCAUCUCCACAAAUCUGACUUUUAUUUGGCCUCGUGCUUCUUUUCAUGGAAAUGUUGGUCUUUGGCUAUAAUCUUCCACAGGAUGGUCUAAAACUGAACUAUUUUCACGGAGAAUGUUCCAAAUUAUGGUUUUAACUUUGUAUUUCCAUGGAAUCCAUGGAUUCGUGCAGGUGGCAUGCUACCUUCAGAAAAUUACACACUGUACCUUUUAAGUUAUAAAAAAGAGCAAAUGAUGCAAAGCUACAAAGAGAUUUAAAAAAACAAAACAAAACUGCAUAAUGUGUCUCCUUUAACCUGGAA